This is a messenger RNA of Alternaria rosae, 1175 nucleotides long. RefSeq lists its product as uncharacterized. The record is from RefSeq and is a predicted model, not a curated record. The transcript has 2 exons. Gene Ontology annotation, cellular component: nucleus; cytoplasm. Lineage: Eukaryota; Fungi; Ascomycota; Dothideomycetes; Pleosporales; Pleosporaceae. Bases 108 to 1175 code for a protein of 355 amino acids.
GCCCCAUCAUCAUCAACAACAACAUCUACCCGUGGAUCCUGCUCACGAUUAUCUACGCAUAUAUAAUCGGUUUCCCACGACUCUCUGCUUGCAAGACUACACACAAAAUGCACCACCUAGACCCCCAUGAACGCCCUCCAGAUAGCAUACGAAGCGUAUACAAAAAGUACCAAAAAAUGAAAGCAAAAGACAUAGAUCUAGAUGGCGAGAUCAUCGACCUCUCAAGCGACGCCUCCGCGUCAUCAAACCCCAAAGUGCGCGUAGUAAAAGAAUACACCGCAGAAGACCUGACCGCCAUUUUCAAGUCUUUCGCCGGUGAAGACGGGGAACAACUGCAAGCCACGGAUCUGCCAAGAUCAAUACCCGUUUACGAGCACGAAGAUCUUCCAGGCCUCCACAUAACCCCCUCCCUCCUCCCCCUCUCUGUACAAUCCACUCUCCUAUCAACCCUCCUCCACCGCUCCCUCUCCUCCCCCUCGCACCUAACAAACAUACACACCCACUACACCCUCUCCUACCCCUCCUCCUACUCCUCUUUCUUCUCCCUCUCCCCCUCCUCCCCUGUCCCCAUCGCCCACCCCAUCGACCCCACCAUCCACAAACCCCUCAGCAUAUCCCAAAUUUUGAACAAGAAACUGCGCUGGACAACGCUAGGCGGUCAGUACGAUUGGACCUUGAAACGCUACCCCUCCACUCCUCCACCGCCAUUCCCUCCUGAUGUAAAAGAGCUAUUAGAAGGACUGUAUCCCGCAACGAAAGCAGAAGCCGCAAUCGUGAACCUGUAUUCACCAGGAGAUACAUUGAGUGUGCAUCGCGAUGUCGCAGAAACCAGUAACACAGGACUCAUCAGCGUGAGUCUGGGGUGCGAUGCGAUUUUCGUCUUGGGGACUACAGUGACGACAGAAGAGGAGGGAGAAGAGAGGAUAGAGGAGAAAAUCGUAACGUUAAGACUGAGGUCAGGAAGUGCGGUGUAUAUGAGUGGGGAGUCGAGGUUUGCGUGGCAUGGGGUUCCGCAAAUAGUAGCGGGGACGUGUCCGGAGGGUUUGAGAGAUUGGCCUGCUGCAGCAGAAGGAGGAGGAAGAGGGGAAGAUACUGGAGGAGGAGAGUAUGAAGCGUGGAGGGGGUGGAUGGCGAAUAAACGGGUGAAUUUGAAUGUGAGGCAGAUGUGGGAUUAA